CAAAAAUUAACUAUGAACCCCCGUACCAGUGCCCAGGACGUGCUGCGAUGUGACCUGUGCGAGACUGCUGUGGUACAGAUGCACUGUGAUACAUGUCUUGUCAACCUGUGUAAGGCCUGUGUGGGAGAACACAUGUUAUCUGAUGAAUCCAAAAAACAUGAAGUUGUUAAAUUCUCUCUUAGAAAAUCCACUCCCCUCUACCCUGGAUGUAAAUCUCAUGACAAAGAACGAUGUGAAAUGUACUGUAAUCAAUGUGAUAUUCCUGUCUGUAACAGCUGUCUUGCAUCCAAGCAACAUUUAGGUCAUGAAUUAUCUAAAAUCUUGCAAGUUUUGGAAAAAAAGAAGUACACGAUUAUAAGAGAAAGAAUUGAAUUAAAUGAUACAAUUUAUCCCACGUACCAUGUCAUUGCCUCUGAUGUACAAAACAGAAUGAGUCAGUUAGAAAAGGAAUAUGAGGAUCUCUCAACAGCCAUAACAAAACAUGGAAUGGAUUGCUACAGAGAAAUUGACAAACUUGUCAAGAAACUUAAAGCUGAAGUUGAUCAAAUGAAAAGCACACAGUUCAAAACUCUACAGAAACAUCUGGAUGAAAUUAACAAGAAAAUUUCUAACAUUCAGGAUGAUAUCAAAUCAACAGAAUUUGCAAUAGACACUUAUGACAUGUCAGAACUAUUAAGUGUUACAUCAAAUGUACAUAUGUACAGAAAACUUCCAGAAAAACUAGUACCAUCUUUACCAAAAUUCAUUCCAGGAAAAAUCCUCGGAGAAAUUUUUGGAACCUUAACAUCUAGUUCUUUAACUUCAGAUGAACAUGGCUACAGCAUGACAACAAUACAUAAAUCAACAGAUGCUGCAUCCUCUCCUCCAGUCAAACAGCUGCUUGAUGAACCUCAGACUAUCAUUAACAUACGCACUGGGUAUGGACACCCUUACAAUGUAGCCUGUCUGAGUGAUGAAGAAAUAUGGGCAAGUGGAACUGGCAACCUCAUGAAACUCUUCAGCAUCAACGAGCUCGAGGAACCACAACAACUUAAGUCAAUCAGAACCAAGUCAGGGAACUCGCCAUCUGAUAUAGCUGUUACCAAAAGUGGAGAUCUAGUUUAUACUGAUUACGAUGAUAGAACUGUGAAUUUUGUGAACAAUGAAAAAACAAAGAAUGUGAUCAGAUUACGGAACUGGAAACCUCGCAGUGUCUGUGGCACCUCCUCUGGUGACCUCCUGAUUAUCAUGGAAAGUGAUGAUGACAAACAAAUAAAAGUUGUCAGUUAUUCUGAUUUCGCAGAAAAACAAACCAUUCAGUUUGAUGACGUAGGUAAACCUCUCUAUUCAACAGGUAGUUAUGACCGAUUUAUAACUGAGAACAGGAACCUGGAUAUCUGUGUGUCUGACAGUGGAGCUAAAGCAGUAGUGGUGGUCAAUCAGGCCGGGAAACUGAGAUUCAGGUACACUGGACAUUCUCGUACUACUUCUUCAAAUAAUGAACCUAUCAGUUUACGAGGAAUCAUCACAGACAGUCAGAGUCACAUCCUUACAGCUGAUUAUAACAAUGACUGUGUCCACAUCAUAGACCAGGAUGGACAGUUCCUCCGUUACAUAGAUUGUGUGAUUUAUCCUUGGGGACUUUGUACAGAUACAAAUGACAAUCUGUUUGUAGUUCAAUGGGGAAGCCGACAUGUGAAGAAAAUCAAAUACCUGCAAUGAAAUGAGCGCUUCACUGUCUUGUAUUCUUUGU
Molecule: messenger RNA, 1732 nt
Organism: Saccostrea echinata
Lineage: Eukaryota; Metazoa; Mollusca; Bivalvia; Ostreida; Ostreidae
Exons: 1
Coding region: 13-1701 (562 amino acids)
Molecular function (GO): zinc ion binding
Source: RefSeq, a predicted model, not a curated record